This is a messenger RNA of Engraulis encrasicolus (European anchovy), 4284 nucleotides long. RefSeq names its product mitochondria localized glutamic acid rich protein a (gene mgarpa). Bases 158 to 2095 code for a protein of 645 amino acids. Lineage: Eukaryota; Metazoa; Chordata; Actinopteri; Clupeiformes; Engraulidae. Gene Ontology annotation, cellular component: mitochondrion. The record is from RefSeq and is a predicted model, not a curated record. Gene Ontology annotation, biological process: anterograde axonal transport. The transcript has 8 exons.
AACUCGCUGCUCCAGUGCAACUUCCUCUGCUCAUCCCCGCCCUCCCCCAUCCAUCCACCGGCAGUAGAGCUGUAGUUGCACGCCACUAUCGCAGUUCCCCGGACCUCUCGGCGCACGUUCUCCUCGCAUUCCCGUAGUUGUUGGACAUCGCACGGCCAUGUCUCUGUGUCGGGCAGGUUUGCAGAGAUGUGGGCCUCUGGCUCGGCAUUUCCUCACAAAAUCCCCCCACUCUCACCUCAACAGAAAUGUGGCCCCACGGAGGACCAUGUCAUCUGUUCCCGGUGGCGGUAAUACGGGCCAGAACAUUGCUUAUGUCGUGCUCUGCAGCGGAGCAUUCGCAGCUGCCUGCGGCUAUGCUUACAGCACUGUGACCACUGACCACAGUAGGUUCCUAGACCGCGUGACCGAGAUUAAUGCCCGCCCCAAGACUGAAUGGCAGCCCAAACCAUGGCCACGCAAGGGCGAGGAUGAUGAAGAGGGCGAGGGUGAGGAAGGAGGAGAAGAGGAGGGAGGUGAGGAGGCUGCAGAGGAGGGAGGUGAGGAGGCCGAGGCUGCAGAGGAGGCACCCGCUGAGGAGGAUGGUGCCGAGGCAGAAGAGGCACCUGCGGAGGAGGCCGCAGCCGAGAACGGGGCCGAACCCGAGGCUGAGGCGGUAGCUGAGGAGCCGGCAGCCGAGGAGCCAGUGGCCGCCGUGGAGGAGGAGGCAGCAGGGUCCGUGGAGGCCGCCAUCGAAGAGGUGGCUGUGGCCGUGGCCGAGGUUGCUGCGGUGGUGGAGGAGGUGGCGGAGGUGGUCGCCGAGGCGGCAGAGGAGGUGGCAGCAGUGGCCGAGGAGGUGGAGAAGGUGGCGCAGGAGGUGGAGGCCGCAGCUGAGGCGGUGGCAGCUCCAGAGGCAGUCGCAGAGGCCGCAGUGGAGGAGGCUCCCGCACCCGUUGAGGAGGCUGCCGCACCCGUUGAGGAGGCUCCCGCACCCGUGGAGGAGGCUCCAGCGCCCGUGGAGGAGGCUCCAGCACCCGUUGAUGAAGCGGCUCCAGCACCAGUUGAGGAAGCGGCUCCAGUGGUGGAGGAGGCAGCCGCUCCGGAGCCAGUGGUGGAGGCAGCAGCAGCACCCGAGGCAGUGGAGGCAGCCCUGGCAGAGGCCAUGGAGGAGCCAGCAGCAGAGGCAGCGCCAGCCGAGAGUAACGUUGCCGUGGUGGAGGUGGCUGCCGCGGUGCUCAGCGCUGUGGCCCCUGUGGAGAUGGCGGCUGCGUCUGUACUUGCAGAGCCCACGCCUGUCGUGCCUGCAGAGCCUGAGCCCGUCGCUGUCGUGGAAGAGGUGAAGGAGGAGGCCCCAGCAGCCACAGUUGUGGAAGAGGCCCCAGCAGCCCCAGUUGUGGAAGAGGCCCCAGCAGCCACAGUUGUGGAAGAGGCCCCAGCAGCCCCAGUUGUGGAAGAGGCCCCCGUGACUGAAGCAGCUCCAGCUGCCGUCGAGGAAGCUCCUGCUGCUGCAGUGGAGGAGGUUGCUGCCCCCGCUGCCCCUGCAGUUGAGGAGGCUCCUGCUGCUGUGGUUGAAGCUCCAGUUGUUGAAGCUGCUGCUCCUGCAGUGGUGGAAGAAGCUGCUCCGGUAGCUGUAGAGGUGGUAGCAGUGGCUGAAGAGGCCCCAGCAGCGGUUGAGGAGGCCCCAUCGCCUGCACCUGCAGUGGAGGAGGCACCCGCCGCCUCAGUAGAGGUCGCUGAAGUGGUCGCAGAGGUAGCUCCAGUUGUGGAGGUGGUGGCAGAAGUAAGUCCAGUGGCAGAAGCAAGUCCAGUCGUGGAGGAGGUCGCAGCAAGUUCAGUCGCUGAAGUGGUCGCAGAAGCAAGUCCAGUUGUGGAGGAGGUCGCAGCAAGUGUGGUCGAGUCAGUCCCUGAAAGUCCGGUGGUGGCCGCACCGGCAGAGCCAGCUCCGGCACCCGAGGAGCCUAAAAGGGAGUACAUUGUGGUGGUCCUGGAGGGAGCCCCAAAGUCUGACAAGAAGCCCAAGGUACUCGGGGUCUCUCCAGUGACGGGUAGGGUCAUCCCUGCCUACGACGACGAUGAUGAGCCCGUUGCCCAGGUAACAGGGCAAAAGACGGAUGCUUAAAAUCCAAAUGCACUAAUGUCGUCAUACUGGUUCUUUAAGGAACCUUUAUCUCUGGAUGAUGAAGCCACCCUGGAAGAUCGAAAAAAAAUGGAUGUGCCUUUUCCCCUCCCGUCCUUCCCAUCACCUAACACACACACGCCCUUAACACCCUCACCCUACUUAACUGCCAUCCUGCAGGAAGUUGAUUUGUGGGUAGAGCAUUUUCAUGUACCUGUUAGGACAUAACAUCUGUUCUGUCCCUUAGUAAGAGAGCUGACUAUGCCAUUGAUGGUCAUUGAGCAUGUGCACAGAUCAUUCAUGUUAACAUCGCUAUUAGACUUAGAGUGGCAAUCUUAACAAAUAACUACCGCACAGUAAUUGGGUUUCUCUCACUCGCAUCUAUAAAGUACAUAUCUUUUCUAUCAAUCUGGAAGAUGAAGUUGUACUCUCAACUGUGACAUUUCCACAACCUUUAACAGUGUUGUCUGCUGCUCCAGGUUACUUUUAACCUUUCAUUUAUUACUUCAGGUCAUAAGACCACCGGGCGAGCUUGGGGAGAGUUGAGCAUCGCCCCCUACCUAACGUUCUCAACACCCCCUCUCCUAUAUGAGCCAACCCCAACUGUUAUCCUUCAGUCUUUACUGUCACCAACGUAGUUGUUAAUCUAAAGAUGUCGGUACAGUAGAUGUUUUGACAGACUUCCUGAGGUUGAAUGCUGGGUAGAGGAGCGCUUUGUGUAUAUAUAGUCCUAGUGGGUUUGGGAUUUAGCUUGGUUAGUUUCAGCUCAACCUCACCUACCUAGCCUUCUCACUCUCUCCAAGCUCUGGUUCCCUUGUAAGUGGUUGCCAUGUCAGCUAGAUACACCAGCCCAAGCAAUAGCUGCCACAACAGAAAGUUAAAUAGAACUUCUUUAAAAGUUCUCUUUAACCUCAUUUGCCACAAUAAGCUGUAAUGCUAAUCCUGAAGAAAAUCGACUCAGGCACAGACACUUUUUAUUUUUUUAUAUGAAUAUAUAUAUAAUGCUGAGUGCUAUUUAUUAAACAUGACAUGGACCCCACCGCAUUGCCCAUAUGUUUUUUUGUAUCUUAGUGGCAUGUUUAGGGGGAAUCCUGGGUCUUUCACUACCUCCCUCUUCUGGAUUUCAGUCAGAGAGGAAAGAAGUUUGGAGAGAUUUCCUCUCUUUCUCAGCCAGCGUCUUUUCACUUUCUCCCUGGAGCACGCAGUGUCAAAAUAUGAGUAGGUCACUUUCCACUAGCAGGUUAUCAGCAGGUUAUUUCCCACUAAACACCAGCAAUAGCAUACUGUGAAACUCAUUUCUGGGAAAUAAAAACACAAGAGGAGACAAGUCCUCCUUGACUGAUGCACAAUAGCUGUGUAAUCACGUUGCGUGAAUCACUGGCAGUAAACAUGUUAUGCAACCCAAUGUCUUUAGCUCUACCAGCCAUAUGACCUCAGGACAGAACGUCAGCUUUCUUCUUUAGCUUUCUCUGACAUGUCUCUACUUUUACUUGGCCUUUCCUGAACUUUUGCUGCCCAAAUCCUUCCGAGUCCGUAGCUGCAAGACAAUCCAUGCUCCAUCCCCAUCGAAAUGGUUGUUGAAGUGGCCGAUUGAUCUGUAUUUUAAGUGCAAUGUUCAUCUGAGCACGACUUGUUAAUUUUGUUUAUUUUUUUGUGAAUACUUGGUGUGAUGAGGGAAAUGCUAUGUCUAACGUACAUGUCUGCUUAGGUUUUACUGCUUAGUCUGCAACAAUUAAACUUAAUACACUAGGAUGAGAGGUGGACUUUCAGCUUCCUCUAAGACACUUGGAUAACUUGAGCUUUUAAAAGUUUUCAAUAGAAAGCCAUUUUAGCAUUUGAUUCAUCGUCACGCAAAUAGUUUCCUGGAGUCAACAUUCAUUGUCGCUUGUCUUUUUAAUGCCUAUAUUUAACACAUUCUAAGUAAGGGACCCUGAAGUGAAUGUAAGAAUACAAAGCGAGGAGUAUAGCUUUUUUCAGUUUUCAUUUUUUUUUUUUUCGUGUCUGUUCACUGGUGUGUUCACUGUUCUCUAUUUCUUUUUGUUUUUUGUUUGUUUUUGGUAAAUGCCAGCUGGCUAGGGCAUUUGAUUAGAUCUCCUGUUGUUGCCUGGCUCAUGGCCCACCAUGUUGGCCAUUUUACUGUGAAUGUAUAACACAUUCAGCCUGUUUGAAAUAAAGUGGUAUGAAGAAAUGUA